This is a messenger RNA of Eruca vesicaria subsp. sativa (arugula), 2662 nucleotides long. The record is from the annotation of a GenBank genome assembly. NCBI's taxonomy places the organism in Eukaryota, Viridiplantae, Streptophyta, Magnoliopsida, Brassicales, Brassicaceae.
AUGAGGAAGAGGACGCUCGUGUCCGUCUUGUUCCUAUUCUCCCUUCUCUUCCUUCUUCCAGAUCAAGGAAGAAAGCUUCACGCGAAUGCAGAAGAUAGUUCCGAUGAAGUUACAGAUCCACCGAAGGUGGAGGAGAAACUCGGUGGUCACGGCGGUUUAUCGACUGAUUCAGAUGUGGUUCAUAGAGAGUCUGAGUCGAUCUCGAAGAAGUCACUUCGCAGUAACGCGGAGAAGUUUGAGUUCCAAGCUGAGGUUUCGAGGCUUAUGGACAUUAUUAUCAACUCUCUCUACAGUAACAAGGAUAUUUUCCUUAGAGAGUUGAUCUCCAAUGCCUCUGAUGCUUUGGAUAAGAUUAGGUUCCUUGCACUCACUGAUAAAGAUGUUUUGGGUGAAGGUGAUACUGCUAAGCUUGAGAUCCAGAUUAAGUUAGACAAAGCCAAGAAGAUUCUUUCUAUUCGGGACCGUGGUAUUGGAAUGACUAAGGAGGACUUGAUCAAGAACCUUGGUACCAUUGCAAAAUCUGGAACUUCAGCUUUUGUUGAGAAAAUGCAAUCGAGCGGGGAUCUUAACCUUAUUGGACAAUUUGGAGUUGGAUUCUACUCUGCGUAUCUUGUUGCUGACUACAUUGAGGUCAUUAGCAAGCACAAUGAUGACAUCCAACAUGUGUGGGAAUCAAAGGCUGACGGUAAAUUUGCUGUUUCCGAGGAUACAUGGAAUGAGCCUCUUGGACGUGGAACUGAGAUUAGACUACAUCUUAGGGAUGAAGCUGGCGAGUACCUUGAGGAGAGUAAACUUAAGGAUUUGGUGAAGAGAUAUUCUGAAUUCAUUAACUUCCCUAUCCACCUCUGGGCCAGCAAAGAGGUUGAAACUGAGGUUCCAGCUGAGGAAGAUGAAGAGGAAACUGAAACCCCCUCUACCGAGGAAGAGAAGGAAGAAGAUGCUGAAGAUGAAGACAGUGAGAAAAAGCCGAAAACGAAAAAGGUGAAAGAAACAGUUUAUGAAUGGGAGCUUCUGAAUGAUGUUAAGGCUAUAUGGCUGAGAAGUCCGAAAGAGGUGACAGAGGAAGAGUACACUAAAUUCUACCACUCUCUCGCAAAGGAUUUCUCUGACGAGAAGCCAAUGGCUUGGAGUCACUUUAAUGCUGAAGGUGAUGUUGAAUUCAAGGCUGUGUUGUAUGUUCCUCCGAAAGCUCCCCAUGAUCUCUACGAGAGCUACUACAACAGCAACAAGGCCAAUUUGAAGCUCUAUGUCAGGAGGGUAUUCAUCUCAGAUGAAUUUGACGAGCUUCUGCCUAAAUAUUUGAGUUUCUUGAAGGGUCUUGUUGACUCUGACACAUUGCCUCUCAAUGUAUCACGAGAAAUGCUCCAACAACACAGCAGCUUAAAGACAAUAAAGAAGAAGCUUAUCCGAAAGGCUCUUGAUAUGAUCCGCAAGCUUGCUGAAGAAGACCCUGAUGAAGUCCAUGACGAUGACAAAAAAGAUGUGGAGAAGUCUGGUGAGAAUGACGAGAAGAAGGGUCAAUACACCAAGUUCUGGAACGAGUUUGGCAAGUCGAUUAAACUUGGCAUCAUUGAGGAUGCUUCUAACAGGAACCGCCUGGCGAAACUUCUCCGUUUUGAGACAACAAAGUCAGAUGGCAAGUUGACUUCCCUGGAUCAGUACAUCAAGAGAAUGAAGAAGGGUCAAAAGGACGUAUUCUACAUUACUGGAAGCAGCAAGGAGCAACUGGAGAAAUCUCCAUUCCUGGAGAGGCUCAUCAAAAAGGGCUAUGAGGUCAUCUUCUUCACAGACCCCGUUGAUGAAUACUUGAUGCAAUACCUAAUGGAUUACGAGGACAAGAAGUUCCAGAAUGUGUCAAAAGAAGGACUGAAGGUUGGGAAAGACUCAAAAGUGAAGGAGCUGAAAGAAGCAUUCAAGGAGCUAACCAAGUGGUGGAAAGAGAGUCUCGCCAGUGAGAACGUGGACGAUGUUAAAAUCAGUAACCGAUUGGCUGACACUCCCUGUGUCGUUGUAACUUCCAAGUUUGGAUGGAGUGCAAACAUGGAAAGGAUCAUGCAGUCCCAAACUCUCUCCGAUGCAAACAAGCAAGCUUACAUGCGUGGAAAGCGAGUCCUUGAGAUCAACCCACGACACCCAAUCAUCAAAGAACUCAAGGAAAGAGUUGCUAACGACCCAGAGGAUGAGAGUGUGAAAGAAACAGCACAGCUCAUGUACCAGACGGCUUUGAUCGAGAGUGGAUUCAUACUCAAUGACCCGAAAGACUUUGCAGGCCGUAUUUACAACUCAGUCAAGAGCAGCCUUAAGAUCAGCCCUGAUGCCGUAGCCGACGAGGAAGUCGAGGUAGAGGAGACAGAGACCAGUGAGGAGGCCACUGAGACAAAAUCAGAUGACUUGCCCGGUGGUGGUCUAAACAUUGAAGCUGAACCUGUUGAGGAAGAGACACCAACUAAGGACGAACUGUAGAUUUCACUUCUGAUGUUUUUCUUCUGUGUGUGUUUCUCUACUCUCUUAGUUUAAAAACGGAACAUCAUGUUUUACUCGUAUUUCUUUCCAAGAUUAGUUUUUACUAUAUGGUUUUUGAUGGGUUAUGUAAUAGCAGUACAACUUGGAUUCUAGAGAUAAGUGAACCAAAGCUUCCAUCUUUAUUUUAAUUAUAUAACCA